AUGCCGUGGCUGCUGUCCUCUCAGGUGGAGCACCUGUCCUCAUCUCCAUCGCAGCGUCAGUGUGAGCGGACGUCGUUCUCCUUCUACUGUGCUGUGAGGGAACAGCUUCCGGUCUGGCUGCUGGAGGACAUGCGCAGUAUGGAGGUCUUCAGCUGGGAGGAUGGGCGUCCUCGCACCUUCCUGCCAUCGGAGGCGUUGCUGUAUGCGCUUGUACACGACCAUCAGAGCUAUGCGCGCUUCCUGCUGAGCGAGUACUUGGUAAGCUCGCUCAGGCCGCUGCGCUGCAGCUUCUGCUGCUGCCACGGUAGCACCGCGCCUCACUUCACCGUAGCGGUGCGCUACAACCGCGUGUCGAUCCUCGGCAUGAUGCUGGAGGCUCUGAAGGACUGUCCCGUGCAGGACUUCUUAGAUAACCGGGGCGGCUGCUCGCACGCGGCAGACGCUGGAAAGACGGCGGUGCAACUGGCGGUGGAACUGUCGCGGCCCGAUUGUCUGCUGCUCCUGCUGGUUCAUGGAGCGCCUCCCAGCGGCCUUGAUGCCGCGCUGCAGCGACUCGUCUCCUCCGACAUCACAGACCGCCGCAGUGCGCAGCGCUGCCUCGACUUCCUGCUGCUCUUCCUGCCCGAACCGCCGGCGAUGUGCUGCCUGCAGGACGAGUCGCAUCGCUGGCAAAGCCUGCUGGGAAAUGACGUUUUCAGCUGGCUGUGUGGUUUGGCUCCGCCCCCCCUCCUCCUACAAGCACUCAGGUGUCUGGCCCGUUGUGGCCCAGAUCAGAUUACCGCGCUGCCCGACUUCCUGCAGCUGCACACCUGGCAGUGA
Messenger RNA from Cyclopterus lumpus (lumpfish), 819 nucleotides. RefSeq names its product ankyrin repeat domain 9 (gene ankrd9). The transcript has a single exon. The record is from RefSeq and is a predicted model, not a curated record. Bases 1 to 819 code for a protein of 272 amino acids. Lineage: Eukaryota; Metazoa; Chordata; Actinopteri; Perciformes; Cyclopteridae.